Dromiciops gliroides (monito del monte) is the source of this 4579-nucleotide messenger RNA. RefSeq names its product GULP PTB domain containing engulfment adaptor 1 (gene GULP1). The transcript has 15 exons. The coding region runs from base 277 to 1239 and encodes 320 amino acids. Lineage: Eukaryota; Metazoa; Chordata; Mammalia; Microbiotheria; Microbiotheriidae. The record is from RefSeq and is a predicted model, not a curated record.
CCUGAGUCCGGCUGGGUGCUGACGUAGAGAAACUUUCUCAGCCGCUGAUGAGGAAGCCCAGGCUGAACUGGAAUCACCGAGCUUUGGAAGAACUAUUCUCCCUGGAGCCCUGCGCGUUUGGCGGGACCACCCGACAUCACUUUGUAAGUCACGUGAUAUUUUAUGAAGAAUACAAGAGAGAACAACACUUGGAAAAUGCUGCUAUCAAAUGUGAUAUAAUCUAUAUAACAUCUUGUGUCUCAUCCAGUUGAAUUGAGCAUACUCAGAAAGCUUGCUAUGGAAAUUUGGGAGGGUAAAGUGCAGCAAAAUCAAGCAUUGACUUGGCUGCGCCUCAUCAUCAUGAACCGUGCUUUUAGCAGGAAGAAAGAUAAAACAUGGAUGCAUACUCCUGAGGCUUUAUCGAAACACUAUAUUCCCUAUAAUGCAAAGUUUCUUGGCAGUACAGAAGUGGAACAGCCCAAAGGUACCGAAGUUGUGAGAGAUGCGGUUAGAAAAUUAAAGUUUGCAAGACAUAUCAAGAAAUCUGAAGGCCAGAAAACUCCUAAAGUUGAAUUACAAAUAUCAAUUUAUGGGGUAAAAAUUCUAGAACCAAAAACAAAGGAAGUCCAGCACAAUUGUCAGCUUCAUAGGAUAUCAUUUUGUGCAGAUGAUAAAACUGACAAGAGGAUAUUUACUUUCAUAUGCAAAGAUUCUGAGUCAAAUAAGCAUUUGUGCUAUGUGUUUGACAGUGAAAAGUGUGCUGAAGAGAUAACUUUAACGAUUGGUCAAGCCUUCGAUCUGGCCUACAGGAAGUUUUUAGAAUCUGGAGGAAAAGACGUUGAAACAAGAAAACAGAUUGCAGGGUUGCAGAAAAGAAGCAGCAGAAGGAGCAGAUGCUGGAUACAAGAACUAGAAACUGAGAAUACAGAACUCAGAAAUAAAGUCCAGGAUUUGGAAAAUCAGCUAAGAAUAACUCAGAUAUCAACAUCUCCAGCAGCCAGUGUGAUGCCUAAAUCACCUUCCACUGACAUCUUUGAUAUGGUUCCUUUUUCUCCCAUAACUCCUCAGCCAUCAACACCUACUCGCAAUGGUACACAGCCUCCUCCAGUACCCAGUCGAUCUACGGAGAUAAAACGAGACCUUUUUGGAGCAGAACCUUUUGACCCUUUUAACUGUGGAGCAGGUGACUUCCCUCCAGAUAUCCAAUCAAAACUAGAUGAGAUGCAGCGACAGAGAUGGAGGGGUUCAAAAUGGGACUAACUCUUGAAGGCACGGUAUUUUGUCUCGAUCCAUUAGAUAGUAGGUGCUGAUGCCAAGAACAAGAGAUCCUGACUCUUGUAUGACAUUUCUUUUUAUCACUAUUAUUAUAAUGUGUAAAACAAGUAUUAUCCAUGUGCCAAAAAUUUUUGUUUUUAAUCAUGUUAACUUCUGUGAGAUAUGCUUCAGUAAGACUUCAAUGCAGAUUCAUUGUGGACCUGUAAAAUUGUAAAAAGCCACAUCUGCAUGUGAGCUAUUCAUUAAGAUACAACAUUAUGUUCCUUUCUUCUUCUGUUGGAGAUAAAUUUAUGUUACUAAAGAAGAGAGAGUUUCCUAAUUCUUCUCCUAUUUCUGGGUUUUAAGUUGGUACAUUACCUUUUUUAAAGUCCACUAGAAUAUUAUUGACUUCCAUUCAAUUCUAACUUAAUAAUUUUUUCCUGGUAGUUUGAAAAAAAAAGAAAGCGUCUAAUGGAAAACUCAGGACUAGCCUAGGCACUUGAGAAAUCGAAUUCUGACUAUGUCUAAAUGAUACACAUAUUAGCCAAUUCAGUGGGAGACAGAAAAAUGGUUAUUUGGUGGUAUGAGAGCCCUAAAGAAGUGGUUUGGAUUUUCAGUUUGCUUUGCUGGCAUCAUGUAGUUAUAACCAAUUAUUUUACAUAUUAAACCUAUGGAAUUUUCAUAAAUCAUGAGCCUUGUAUAUCAUUGUGUCUAUUAGUUGCUUCAUAUCACUGGAGAAUUUUACACUUUGAAAAUAAUGACCUCAGGUCACUAACUUUCAGAUUGGUGAAACGAGUAGUGAAUAUAAAUGAAAAGGAUAAUAAAAUUCAAUGUACUUAGAAUAUAUAGUAGCAAACAUAGAUGCCAGGUUAACUCCAAUUAUUAUAUUCAAUUGUUCAUUAUGUUUCUUUUUAUCUUAAAAGAAAAUACAGAAAAUCACUUUUAAAUACCAUCUUAUUUCAAAUGACAGCAAUUAUAUAACAAAGCAUAUGUACCUCUCUAAUUUGAUAAUGCAGAGAAAACAUAUUGGGACCUAGAUUCUGCAUAUAUUUACAACACAUUGUACCUGUAUGUACUUUAGAAAGCAUUUUUCUCCAUGAAAGUCCAUGUCUUAUUGGAAUAUCUUCCCUUGACAUUGGUAUCGCAUUUGGUGACUAGCACAGUGCCUUGCACGUCUUAGGCAUUUUUCUAAGUAUUUGUGAAAUUGAAUCUCAGAUACAUAAUUUGAGAUCCCAAAAUUAGCAUUGGUAUUUAACAUCUAUGACAACCAUUCUGUAUGAGUAAGUAAUUAUUGUUAGCGAUAUGAUGUGACCAAAUUUCACUUUAACCUGAAUUUUUAAAAAUACAAAUCAUUAUGCGUCAUCAUACAAAUUAAGUUUCUCCUAGGGCCAGAGUAUAACUGACUUGGCUACUUAUAUUCCAUUAAUCAUUAAUGUGAGCAAUAAAAAUUUUUAUUUAAUAUCAUUCAUGAUUCAGUUAUGACCUUGUUCAUUGAAAAUAUUUUUAUUAUACAGCCCUAUACAUGCUUAAAAUGUGUAGUACCGGGGCAGCUAGGUAGCAAAGUGGAUAGAGUACCAGUCCUGGAUUCAGGAGGACCUGAGUUCAAAUGUGGCCUUGGGCAUUUGACACUUACUAUUUGUGUGACCCUGGGCAAGUCACUUAACCCCAAUUGCCUCACUAAAAAAAAAAAUGUAUAGUACCUAUAGUAAAGUACUAUCCUAAAAAUAAAUCUUAUUAGGUUUCCCCUAAUACCACCUUACAAAAAAUAACUUAAAGAUUUGAUGAUCUAGAAAGAGAUGAGGAGUGGGUAGAAGUCCUCUCCCCCCAAAAAGAGGUUUUCUUUUUUGAUUCAUGGACAUUUGCUUUGUUCUAUUCUUGGAUUAAAUUUAACCUGGGAAAACAUUAACUAUGUUUAUGCAACAUCAUAAUAAUUUGAGUUUUUCAUUUUCGAAGGUGUAUAUGAAUCUUCCUCUUUUCUACUUUACCUUCACAUUUAUCACUAAUUCCAGAGUAGUAUAUGUCUCAUCAAAAAGAAGCCUUUAUAAUUUUGUUUGUCACAUAGUAUUUUGGAAUUUGUAUAAUGAGGGUGUUUAGUAGCCAUAUCUCAAUGGAUUUUUUAACAGAUAGAAUUUGUAUUUUUAUUGUACUUUAAAAAGCUUUAUGUAAUAGGCAUAUAUUUAGUGGCCAUUUACUAUCAAUGGUAACACAAUACAGUACUAAGAUGAUAUUUGCACACUUAAUGAACUUUUUCUUUACUGAUUUUUUAACGGUAAUCAGGUAUGGAAAUGGCAUGAUUAAAUAAUACAUAACUGGUCAUUCAGUUCAAAAAUGCUAAAUUCAGCAGUGUGUUUUUAAUGAAAGAUUUGGUUGAAAACUGUAUAUCUUUGUAAUCUCAAUGGUAUGUUUGAUUUUGCUGCAAAUAAAUGUUUUUAAGUAAAUUGUGUUGUAAAAUUCAUUCAUUGAACAGUCUACAGGGAAUACAGAUAUCAAAACUAGUUGCUACAUUUUCCUUGAUAAUUUUCCUUGUUAUGAAAUAUACCCCCUUACAAAAGAAUAGUAUUUACUUAAUAAUCUGUCCUAUUUUCACAGUUUCUUUAAUUCUUGCAGUAUAGAUGGGUUUCAGUCAUUCUGAUAAAAUAUUUUAAAAUUGUGAAAAUAGCAAAAAAAAAUAUCAGAAAACAAGGAGACAUAAACCUUUGGAGCCCUAUUUUUGUGCAUGUAUGUCUCUGUAUGCCUAUGUAUGUGUUUUCUUGAAGCAACGCCAUAUGAAGAGCUGUACCCGAGACCAUGCUCUGUGAAAUUUCUUUUUACUUCUUGAGUCUGCUAAUUAGAGACGUAAUGAAGCAUGCUUAUUUUCAUGAGCAGUUCUGGACCUCUAUAUAUUUUAUAUGUGUAUAUAUUCUAUAUAUACUUUCUUUCUAUAUAUGUGUGUGUGUGUGUGUGUGUGUGUGUCUAUAGCUAUAUGUUCCAUCUGUAUGAUGGAAAGAAUUUCAUUAAUGGAGGCCUUAAUAAAAGUAGGUAAUGUCAGUGCUAACCCUUGUUGCUUUAAGACCAGUUUGACACUUACUGUGUGACUGAAAAAGUUACUUGACAAGAGUUUAAGUUCUAAUGAGAUAACAAUAUUUGACAGGAGCUGGCCGCAGGAAACAAUAUAACCCAAACUUUGAAGUUAAACCUUUAAGAGACUACUCUGGAUCUAAGAGUUGUGAAGUCAGAGUCUUCAAAAGAUUAAAGGUGUCUGCAGUUUAAGAAGGAAAGCCAGCUUUCCUUGAAGAAGUUGUUAAAGGAAACUAGUGAGUUGGUUGAGCCAUGUUCCCAGUACAACACAAUAUUAGAGCUUUUUUUA